Plasmodium cynomolgi strain B is the source of this 5529-nucleotide messenger RNA. RefSeq lists its product as hypothetical. Lineage: Eukaryota; Apicomplexa; Aconoidasida; Haemosporida; Plasmodiidae. The record is from RefSeq and is a predicted model, not a curated record. The transcript is spliced from 5 exons. Bases 1738 to 5529 code for a protein of 1263 amino acids.
AUGGUUCUAACUAUAAAAAAUUUAAGCAAAAGUAAAUGGAGUUCACUCUCCAAAAAAAAGAUAGAAGAAAAAUCUUGCUACUCCCCCAGAACAGAAAAAUUAAUUGAUAUAAUUUCCCCCAUUCUGGACUAUUAUGGGUAUAAUAAGGAGGAUGUGUACAACUUUAUCAGUUUGUACAAAUUUGAUAUAGAGAAAAUUCAGCUGGAAUUAUGUAACAUUAUGGAAUCCAGGGAAGAAAACGACGAAGGGCUAUGGGAAACUGUCAAAAGUAAAAAAAAUAAGAAACCAGCCGAAAAAAAUAGCAAAAAAAAUAAUUUAUUGCAGGGCAACUUGGGGAGAAAAGACAGUAAACAAAUUGGCAAAAUAUUUCCCAAAGGGUUAAGAUUAAAGGAAAAGGAUCCUCGCAAAAAUAAAACCACCAUCACAGGUUCCGCCUUUGCAGUUGGCCAAUAUAGUAACAAACCCUUCACUUCGAGUAACCAUAAAGUAACGCACUUUGUAAGCAAUCGUGCAAAAUAUGAGAACUCGUCAACAUUACACGAAAUUAAUAAAAAGAUUCCUGAGGAGCGGGGCUCGAAGGAAAAGCAGGACAUGGACAAAAGUGCAAGAAAACUUGUCAACAUAAAAUCGUUAUCAGCAGUAGCAGCGUCGGCUGCGGCAUCUGCGACAGCAACCACUGCUGCAACCGCUGCGGCCACUGCGGCAGGCAGAGGAGCAGAUGAAGGAGCAAAUCGCGAUGCGGCGAAAAACUCCAAGGGGGGUAGCAAAAAGAAGGGAAUGUUAAAAUCGGAAGAAGAAAAAAAAAAAGGCAUGAAUGAAAGUUACGAUGAGGAUUUCAUGAAUAUUAAUUCCCUAGAAGAAAGGGACACAAAUAAGAAAAAAAAAAAUGCAAUUAAAGAACCAGACGGGGUGAUGAAUGAAGAACAUUUUGCAAAAGGUAGAGAAGAUAACUCCAACAAAAAGGGUAACAAAAGCGGCUACAAUAACGUUGGUAGUAGCAGCGUUGGUAACCACAAUAUUAAUAGUCAUUACAACCAGUUUGAUAAAAAAAAAUACGUCAAGUUGGAAGACGGCAAAGCACCACCCGCAGCAGCGUACACGGCUACGGGCGGAGGAUAUAAAUCCAGCGAUGAACACAGUAUUAAAAAGGAUUCUAAGGGGAAAGGAGCAACCCUCCCCAUUACACACACAGGCACCACCACUACGAACAGUGGAAGUGGUAAUCAACACCCCGCCAAUGUGGGCACGAAUGGUCUCGGAACAACCACGAUGGCCACCAGUGCCAGCAGGUAUAGUAACUUUAACUAUCAUGAUAAAUAUUUUAAUAAAAAUUACAACAGAUAUAGUGGAAAGCCGCUAAAUGAUUCACUAAUCCAAAGAAACGACAAGCAGAGGUUUCCUCCAUUUAGUAAUAAAUCCACAGGUGUGUAUAGCAGUGCGGGAAAUCAUAACUAUUUUAACUCAUAUACAAAAGGGGGACAGAAACAACCACCCUAUUUGAGCAAAAAUAGUUUGAGAUCGAAGAGAAACACUAGUAAGAAUAACAGUAUAGAUCACGAUUACGAGUACGAUCCUUACAGCGGGGAAAAGCUAGCCCACGAUACGGGGAGCAAUAACGACCACUCGAGUAGUAUACACAACGAAAACGACCACAAUGUUAAGAAGAAAGUGACAACUGAAACUGCUAAAAAGACGGGCAAUGAUAAGGCUACGAAGAAGCGAAAAAAACGGAAGUGAAUGAUAGUACUUUUGUGGAGGAAGAAAAACAAAUGUCAAUUAAUCCCAAUUAAGAAUAAUCAACCAGAAAAACUGUGGGUAUCAGUUAUCACUAAAGGUACUGUUACCACGAGUAAUAACAAUGCGAAUGCUCAGAAUGUCGGUGAAAAGGUGGAUCCUUCCGGCACGAAGAAAAACACCCUCAGCAGUUCCAAAGAAUUGAAGCCAGAAUCGGCCUCGCAGCAGGUCAUCAAGAAGGCAGCCGAUCAGAGUGGCAAGCCUGAAAAGCAAAAGAAAAAGGGAAAGGGAAAAGAGAAGGAUAAAGAAAAGGAAAUGGAAAGCAUUUCCAAUAAUGUGUAUCCAGCUAAUAGCAGUGCAAAGGAUACCAACCUAAGUAUAAGCAAUAACGCAGACUACAAAAGUAGCGACCAUUUGAGCAAAGUUCGCUCCAAAGGUGAAGACCAUCCUCAUGGUGAAGAACCGCGCCAUAGCAAAGGAGCCCAGUUAAGUUACGGCAAGGAUGGAAAAGAUGAAUCCAUGCCUAGCAUCAGAAGUAACAACAAAUCGUCGUUUGUCGAGGUGGACGCGAACAAAGCACAUUCAUUUGUAGAUCAACAUACCAAACUGGAGAAGGAAAAAUACGCAAGCGAAAGCAACACCGUAAGCAAGAAAGAAGCCAGUAGUGCCAAAAAAAUCAGCGAAACAAAGCUAGACACGGAUGAUAAGAAAAAGAAAAAGAAGAAAAGGAAUGAUCAGGAUGUGGUCUCCGCCCCCAUUAAUGACAGUAACAUUUCCACAAGGGUGAAAACCCCUUCAGGUUCCCCAGUGCACGAGAUGAAAAGAGGUAAGGGUAGCAAACUGAGCAGCAACAAUAAUAGCAGCCUGAACUUAACAUACAGUGCGGAGAAACUGGUGUCAGACGAUUUGACCCAAUCGGAGGGCUACGACGGAAAGGAAAGAACAAGCAUUCCGAUUUACAUGCCGAACUUGGCACUCAUGGGGAACAACACUAUGAACAACAAAAUUUUCUUCGGAAGUAUAAAUAUUACUGGCAAUCAAAUCGAAAACAUUGACGUGAUGCCAGAUAGCAAACCGGAGCACAUCAGGAAUAACAGCGGCGGUAACGGCGGUAGCGGUCACAGCGGGCAUGGCGGUGCGUACGGCGACCCGAGCGGUCGUUUGGGCACCCACGGCGGUGGCUUCCACAACCAAGGCAGCACCAGCUACAGCCACGGCGUAAGUAGCUACAACACGCAUGGAAGCAACUACAACAGCGGAGGAAAUAAUAACACUACUAAUAACAAUAGUAGCAACAAAAUGAUGCACACAGAAAACAGGAAAAAAAAUAACCUCAGGAAGAAUUAUGGCAUGGAUUCUGCUUCCAUGGGUAUGAAUAACGACCACGUAGGUAGCGGUCAUCACAACCACAACCGAUCCUCUACCAUGCAUCACAAGGAAAACGACAAUAGAGACUACGACCACAACAAUAAUGACUUUAGAGGAUCAAAGGAGAGAGAAUUUAAACACUUCGAUUUUAAAAGCAGAAAUCACAAAAGAGAAGAUAACAACGAUAUGCUUAAUGAGAAUAAACACAAGUCAAUAUUUUCAUCUUCCAACAAUAAGCAUUCCCCCCAUAUGCAUACUAAAUCGCAGAAUUUGUACUUACCCAAAAUGACAACGACAACGUCUUCGUCCUCCUCUGCCGUGGCUGCAGCGACAGCAGCGGUGUCAUCUUCAUCGUCAAACAACCAUCACCACCAUAUACAUAACAAUAGUGGUAAUGUCAAUGUGAAUAGUGGAAAUCAUAAUGCGAAACACCUGUUGAACAGCUCCUCAUCAGUUUUCAUGAACCAAUCCCCGAGAACGAAUGGAUCGCAGGAUAACUCCUCCUCCGCCUUGAUGACUGGAAAGGGUAGCAAGUAUGUGCAGAGCGCACUGAAGAGCAAGAACUACGACCAUGACGGGGAUGACUCCGGUUCGAUACAGCUGAAUCAAAUUUCGCAGAAGUUUUUGCACGGCGGCGUUGGGGCGGCGGGCGCAAACAGCAACGGUAAUACCAGCGGCAACAGCAACGGCAACACCGGCGGCAAUGCCAGUGCAAACGGAGUAAACAGCGUAAACGGCGGAAACAACAACAACGUGGCCAGCUCCAGCACCAGCACCAGCGCAAACAUCGGGGCAAGCAACACAGGCGCCACCAGCACUAGCAUGUCGAACAAAAACACCAACACAGACGUGAGCAACAUCAGUUUAAUGAACAUGGGAAUGAACAACCUGAGCAACAAUAACAUGUACAAUUCGUAUAACUCCCCCCCAGGGUUAGCCAACCAGUUUAAUUACUCAUUCACCAACCUCUCCUACCCAUACAAUAAUAUGCACUACAAUGGCUACUCAACACAGACGUUGGUACCGCAGUAUGGACUUAUCAACAACCACUACACAAAAAACAACAGCAUGCACAACAAUAACUUUAACUACAAUAUGAAUUACGAUAAUUUUGAUGAGAGCAAUUUGUAUGGACACAACAAUAAUAUGCAUAUGAAUAACUACGUCAAUUACAUGAACGUAAAUGUAAAGAAAAAUCAACUAAAUAAUUUGGACGACGAUAAUUUGAGUAAUUCUGGCGAGGUGUCCAUAUCAGGGUCGCUGCAGCAACCGCAGAACCUACCGCAUGAAAAUCAAAGUAAUUCGAAUCAAAACUCGCCCAGCGUGAAUAAUAACAGUAACAACAAUGGCAACGGAAAUGGAAACGGGAACUCCAACAGCAACAACAACAACAAUAGCAACAGCAACGGUAGCAGUAACGCCUGCCUAGACGGAACGACCAACAAUGGAAUUAACAACCUAUCCCUGAACAAUAUUAACGUGAAUAGUAGUGUUAACCCUAACCUAACCAUGUCGUGCACAACGAGUGCCACGAGCGAGUUAAAGAAUAAACAACAGAUAAGUAAAAACAUGAGCGACAUGCAACUGCAGCAACAGUCCAUCUCAUCCCUGAAACAGAAUCAGACCCAGCAAAGUAAAAGUGGCACCAGUUUGAACACCACCCAGCAGCAACACACGUCCAAUCAACAUAGCCAGGGUAAACACGCAGGACAACAGCACCAGCAAAAUUUGCUAAACAGUAAUAAUAACAGCUCCAUAAACCAGUACACACAAAACCAGAUCAACACAAAUAAUUCUCAAAACACUGCCUCUUCUACUUCUUCCUCCCUCACGAGAAAAGUAGAAACCAACAAUCUCAACAGUGGAACCCAAAACAACCAAAAUAAUCAAAAUAAUCAAAAUCACUUCUUAAACAAACAGCUGUACCAUAAUAGCAACUACUAUAAUGUUAACUCAAACAAUAAUUAUAACAUCCCUCCCGGUUUUAACAUGACCCAGGAGAAGGAACAGAACAACAACUACCUGAGUAAUAACGUGUCGUCCACCAAUGCCAACACGAGUGUGGCGGCCUACCGAAACAACUGGAACAAUAUUAACGAGAAAAAUUUAAACCACUACAGUUUGAACUACAAUUAUAAUAGGAGCACCAAGAACAACUUUAACUACACCAGCAACUUGAACUACAGCAGCAGCAACGGAUACAACGGGACGCGAGACAACACGAACAACUUCUUCAACUACAACAGCUUCAACUACGGUCUGCAGACCCCACCCGGCCUGCAGAAUUACUACCAAAAUACACAGUACCAGCAGCAGAACAGCUACUCCAACCGCAACUACAAUUACACAGGGUACAACAACAACCUGUCCAUGUGGAGUAAGUCGCGCGAAAUAGAGAAGAAUGAUAACCCACGGCCCGAGGAUUGA